Mizuhopecten yessoensis (Yesso scallop) is the source of this 2008-nucleotide messenger RNA. Its product is annotated as BTB/POZ domain-containing protein 6-like. Bases 188 to 1477 code for a protein of 429 amino acids. NCBI's taxonomy places the organism in Eukaryota, Metazoa, Mollusca, Bivalvia, Pectinida, Pectinidae. Gene Ontology annotation, biological process: neurogenesis. Gene Ontology annotation, cellular component: cytosol. The record is from RefSeq and is a predicted model, not a curated record. The transcript is spliced from 3 exons. Gene Ontology annotation, molecular function: protein binding.
UUUAUCAUUACAGUUACAUUACAAGAACAGUAAGCACCCCUGUAAUCUCGGUCCUAUGAAUUCACCGUUUACAAAACGAAAGUAGACGUAGUAGGUAAACAGGAAAAACCUGACCUUGAGUAAGGUUUUCGUUAUAAAGUAUAAGGAGUGUACAGGUACAACAAGGAAUACAAGAAAGUGUAACACCAUGGCGUCUAAGUCUAACUGGCAGGACGAACUGACAUUGCUGGAGAGUAUGGACUACAUGCUGACAAAUGGAGUGGACUGUGACAUCUCGUUUAAGCUGGGAAAGGCGGGGUCAGAUAUCGUCCCCGCCCACAAAUUUGUUCUGGCCAUUAGGAGCUCGGUGUUCAGGCCUAUGCUGUUCGGUCCGUUGGCGGAGAAAGACAGUACAGUGGAAAUUCCGGAUGUUGAGAGUGACACAUUUAAAUGUUUUCUCCGAUUUCUGUACACGGACACAUGUACUAUAACGGCUGACAACGUCCUGGCUCUGAUGUACGCAGCCAACAAAUACAAUGUAGGACGGCUGGUCAAGGAAUGUGGUCAGUUUAUAACGGACAACUUGUCCACAGCCAACGUAUGUACCAUAAUGGAGACUGCCUAUUUGUUUGAUAAUCAAGACUUACGUCAGAGCUGUCUGGAGUUUAUAGAAAAACACAGUAAUGUAAUAGUGAAAGAAAAGCUUCUCUCAGAUUUAGGCCAGGAAUGUCUCGGUGAUGUUCUCAGGUCGGACAAUCUCAAAGUCAGUGAAGAGGACAUCUUUACUGCUGUUCUGUCCUGGGCUGACCGUAGAUGUACCGAGAAGGAUCUAGAAGUGAACGAUUCCAACAGGCGACACGUCCUGGGAGAUCUCCUAUACUUACUGAGGUUUCCACUGAUGAGUCAAGAGAAGUUUGUGUCAAUCUCCGAAACAAAUGAGAGCCUGUUAUCUCUGCAGGAACAGGUGACUAUGUUUCGUGGUUACGUAACUGGCAACUUUUCUAAAUCGCCAUUUUCAUCAAACAGGAGAAGUGAAUGUAAAACGCAGAAUAUAUGCUAUAGAUUUACACAUGAACAUAUUCGCAACACAACGGGAUGGAACUAUUUGGGAGAUCAUGAUGCGUUGACAUUCAAGGUUUCUGAACCCGUGGACAUUACAGGACUUGUUCUCUUUGGGUGUACUGAAGGAAGUUCUGCAUACAAUGUCCACAUAGAAGUUGUAGAGCUCGGUCAAAUAACCAAGACAACUGUGGUAUCGACAUCAACUGAGAAAACAUUUGAGGUGCUCUUCAGUAAACCAGUUGAGGUCCAACCUAAUAAGAACUAUACACUGAAAGUUUGUCUCGGCAACGGCCCCAGAACGUAUUUUGGUGAGAAUGGAAUAUCACGUGUAAUGUGUGGAGACAUUUCAUUUGUAUUUUCCACAUCAAGUCAAUCAGGAAAUGGCACAGAUGUUUCCACUGGACAGAUAUUCGGUAUCAUGUUUAAUAGAAACUAAUACAGUAUAAUAUAUCGUAAUCUAUUUCAGGACAAUCCGAUAUGUUUUGAUUUGUUCAGUGUUUCACAUCCUCCAACAGCUUAGGUCAAACGAAGACGGGCGCCUAUGGAGACACCACCAAAUCCUGUACAAAUGUAGCUUGAUGUCACUGUAUUCAUUGAUAUGCAGCUUAACAUAGGAUAUUCUAACACCUCUUUAUGGAUACAUUUUGAAAUCAAUGAUCUUGUUAAUUACCUUUGUCUAAUCGGCUCAUAAGGCGGAAGGACCCACGUCGGAUCGGUUCCAAAACUGAUAACUUUUUACAUGAAUAAUUCUUAAGUAUUCUGGACGUAGUCUCAGAAUGCAUGUCCGAUAUUACAUUUCUGUUUACAGCUGAUUAGUUUUAAAUAUUUGAAAUUUGUUUGUUUGUUUGCGGUUUUGAAACUAUAGCGAGUGUGAGGACCAAACGAUUUGUGCAGGACAGUACGAAUAAACUAAAACCAUGAGAAUAUAGUCAUUCAAUUAAAUUUGAAAUGAAAACAAUGAAAAUUG